Messenger RNA from Stylophora pistillata, 6434 nucleotides. RefSeq lists its product as uncharacterized. Lineage: Eukaryota; Metazoa; Cnidaria; Anthozoa; Scleractinia; Pocilloporidae. The record is from RefSeq and is a predicted model, not a curated record.
CUUGAGCUUCAAGGAUCAUUACAGUAAAAAACAAGAAAAAUAAUUUCUAAACCACUUUGAGUGGAAAUUCUUGCCUUGUUUGUACCGGAAUUUGUGUCUGGAAGGAGUCACGAAGGGUCAACGAAGACGAAACGCUACUAAAUGAUGGAUCUUCCGAAAGUCUUUUAUCCACCACCUGACGAACGCUGGGGAAUUGGAUCCACACUCAUCAAAAUCUGGAUAUUUGCUACAUUUAUGCCAUUUGGAAGCGGCAGCACCACUUCAAUUAUUUCAACGUCUCGAUCCCCCGUAACUACCCUCCCGGUUACUUCAACUGGUACUCUCUCCAAACCUUUAUCUCCUACUUCUUCCAUUUCAUCAUCUCCUUCGACUUGGUCUCAUUCGUCGAACUGUCAUGAUGUCUGCGUAUGCGUUGGUUCCGAAGGUAAUACGACUCCCUCCAUAACAGCAUUCGCCACCUCUAUCCUUGCAAGUUCUCCUUCGUCCAGCGUCAACAUGUCAUAUUCAACAGGUACAGGUCACAGUUUUCCAACAAGCAACAAAACCUCUUCUUUUCAGCAUCAUACCUCAUCCUCCGUGGCAUGUUACCCCACCACCAUCCUUGGGAGUCCUCUCUCGUCUAGUGUCAGCAUGUCGUAUUCAACAGAUUUUUCUUCUGUAUCGGCAGCCUUUAAUUCAGCGACCGUGUAUGUUCCGCCAGUGGAUCCAUCAGCAGGAAUGUCGAGUAUUGCCACAUCCAUCGUCGCGCAUACUUCUUUAACACCGUCCAUGGCUACUUCAACAGGUUCAGAAAAUAGAUUGACUUCUCUAGUGUUACCUAGUUCCUUUGCGUCAUCUACUGUUGAAGUUAAAUAUACCGCUAUGUCGAGCUACGAUGCCGCGAAACCUGAUUCAUUACAUUCUACUGCUCCUAUGACAACUUCCCCAACUGCCUUGACAUCUUCAUCAUCUACUGUUUCUCACGAAGUUAGUAGGACUAUGAAUUCUGAGGCUGCAGCGAAAUCCACGACGGAAACCAAUCCAACACAGUCUACAGCCAGUAUGAAAACGUCAACAACUUUCACUGUGCCUCCGACUUCUUCUUCUUUAAUUUUGUCAAUUUCCUCAGCUUCAUCCACUAAUAGCCAUGGCUUUACAACAGUUACCUCGACCCAUGGUGCUGAGACAUCCUCUACAGAUACUUUAAUAAGGUCAGAAUCUUCCUCUAUGCCUUUAGCAAGAACUUCUAAAUCGUCUUCUCUUACUCCGUCAGUAUCGUCAACUUUCUCAACACUCUCGAUUUCACCUUCGCCCUCAACAUCCUCGAUGACCUCAGUGACAUCUACCACGGUAUCCUCAGCGGCCAGUCCUUCCUUGUUAACAACCUCUUCGACUCCCUCUACAAGCGAAUCAGCUUCUUCUUUUACAUCCACGACCUCUCCAGACUCCACUUCUGUAAUUUCACCGACCGCCACUGCGACCGUAGUAGCAUCGUCUACUGCUCGGAUUGUUUAUGCGCCCCCACCGCAAGUUACCAGCGUGAAGUUCAGUAAGACAGCCACAAAAAUUCUGAUUCAGUUUAAUGUAGAGGUGCAAUUUGUCAGUGCAGAGGAAACCUGCGACGAGUUCUUUAACAAUGCGACAGUAACAACGUUAGGUGGUUAUGCCGAGUGUUCCCUGGGCCAUACGAAAGAGGUAGAAAUAAUCCUUGGAGAGGGUGCAACCAUAAAUGUUGGAGACCCUAUAGAGUUUAAGGCUGAUGUGUUCAAGGCCCAUAAUGAAGAGAACGGCAGGUUUCUCAAUGGUUCGUCCUCAGUUGAUUCACCAGAUGUUCAUUUAAAACCAGUGCCAAUAAUCAAAGGUCCCAAUGUUCUUUCGUCUUGUGGAAAUCUCUCCCUCUCUGGAUCUCAGUCUUUUGGAAGCGGUGGCAGGCCACUCAUUUUCAAAUGGUCCCUGAUAUCGCCUAAUGCUGGAAGUAACGUCACAGCUAUAACAGAUAUCCUCAGUAAUCUAAGUUCAAACAGUGACCGUGUUGAAAUCCCAGGUUCUCUGGUUGAGUCUAACGAAACGUACUUGUUCAAGCUCGAGGUGGCCAACUUCCUAAACACUUCAGAAUUUGAAGAAACUACUCAUUCAGUUAUAAAAGUGUCUGAUCCAGUCCCAGCGCUGACUUUAAGUUCCAGCAUCGAUCUUAGUGAAGGGAAAAUGUUUGUUUCUGAGGAGUUCCAUAUCAGGGCAACAGUGAUUGUUGCUCCUUGUGCGAGCGACGCCAGAGUACAAACUUCCUGGGCUGUGACAUGCAGUGAUCCUAGCGCUAAAGACAAGGUUGAGUCCAGUGAUGGGUUCCGGGCGACUAAAAAUCAAAACACCCUCAAGAUAAGCAAGGGCGUGUUUACCAGUGACGUCAACUGUACAUUUACUGUGACUGCAAGUAUGAAAUACGAUCCUAGUGUUAAGACCUCCAUCAGCCAAGACAUCAAAGCCUUGCCCAGUCCUCUGGAAGCCGCCAUACUUGGAGGCGAUCGACUUAUUGGUCGUAACAGCGGUGCAAUUAAACUGGACGCCAAAACAUUGACCAUCGAUCCUGAUGGAACGAACCAUGAGUUAUCUUGCAGCUGGAGUUGUGCAGUUCUUGGCGGUGGCUUAUGUAAUCCCACCGUGGAUAAUGACUUUAUACUUUCUACUGCCAAUGGCUGUAUAACCGAAGUGCAGAGUAACCAUUUCUUCGCUGGGAAAACUUAUGUAAUCAGUGUGGAUGUUACAAAAGGUUCCCGGUCUGCUGCGGCCUCCAUAGAACUAACUGUGGUGGAAGGUGAACCACCAGCUGUGUGGGUGGAUGUAGCAAACAUAAAAAUGAACCCAAAUGACAGACUGACACUGCAGGGAUACUACAAAACAAACACAGAGCCUACUAAGGUGGAAUGGAGCUGUUCAGAAGAACAAGGAUUUUCUUUUGUGGAACUGAGUGGGUACAAUCCUGUCACCUCGUUUAAGCCUGGCAACAACUCAUUUGUUCUUUUGACGUUGCCCUUAAAUCUUCUCAAACCUGACUCAAAAUAUCGAUUCAAGCUGACAAUAAAUGAAGGAAAUGAAGAAGGUGAAGCGUCUCUGGCAGUACACGUGAGAGCAGGACCCACUGCCGGACCGUCUGCCGGUUUGUCUGUGUCGCCAAUCUCCGUCCAAGCACUGAAUGUUGUUACUCUGUCAGCUUCUGGAUGGGUAACUGACCAGGAUGCUUAUCCUAUACGAUACUCAUUUGGCCUGCUGGUCGAAAAAGAUGUUUGUGAGGCCUUUGGACUUCCCUCAAACGAUCUUGAACGAGAACAGAUAGUGCCCCAGGGAUCCGGUUCAGAUUACAUCCUUUCUCUGUGUGUGGUGGUCUUGGACAAGUUUAACUCGUUUGCCAUAAGGACGUUUAACAUCACCUCAAGUCCACCAAGUAGCGAUGAUUUGACCCCAGAUGCUCUGGAAAGCUUGCUUCAAAGUACCGUAGACAAUCCCUUACAGAGUGGUAAUGUUGAUGGAGCCCUUGGCGCUGUAAUGAGUAUCGUGGACACAGUGCAGACGUCUAAUGAAACUACAGAUGAGGUUAAGACCAACAUUUCUCGAAGAACAGAAGAAGUUGUGCUGGAUAUUGUUGAGUCCACUGUGAUCGACCAGGAUUUAGCAUUUCCACUUUUGACUGUUCUCGUCAAGACGAAUAUAACAGCAUCGGAGAACAGUUCUAGGACGGCUAACGCUGCAUUGAAAAUUCUGCAAAAACUAGACGAUAAACCACUAUCGGAUGAUUUAGCAGGGGACUUUUACACAUGGGUUGCUGACCUUGCGGAUGAUUCUAUUGACAACAACGACGGCUUGAAAGAGACUGUAGGAAAUGCAUUGGAGAAAUUUGCGGAUAACAUUGGGACGGAAUUAAAGUGCGGGGAUCCUCCCAGGGAAGUAUCCGAUGACAGACUGGGAUCAGUCAAGGUGCAGGUGGCGGAAUUAAAAGAAGAAAUCGUAUCAAGCAGUAGGCCUGGAGCCCCAAGAUUUGACCCGGGCCCACAACUAUCUAAAGAGUACAGUGGUACGAGGGAGUGCGGAGGGGGAAAACUCUGCUGUGGUGUGUUUUUGAAGAUGAUUCGGUACGAGAAGAAUCUAAUUGUAGCAGAUGAAAGCAAACAGACUGAUGACUCUCAAGUUGUCAGCUCUCAGAUUAUUGGUGUGGAUCUGCGCGAUCCUAUUACGAAGACUCCGCUUGUGAUUCAAAGCCUUGUACACCCUUUGAAGCUCUUCUUUUUCAUACCAUCAGUACCGAAAGAGAAAAAGCUUGGGUGUGUCUAUUUCGAUGAGGAUAAAAUGGUCUGGUUAAAAACCGGUUUGAAGGCAGUAGGACCUGUUUCUAGCAAUUUUACUUGUGAGUCUACGCACGCCACCUACUUUGCUCCGUCUCACGAUUCAGUCUUGACUAAAGAACAAUCCUCAACUGACGCUACAGGCGCCAUCGUUGGUUUGGUGAUGGGUUUACUGAUGGGACUUUUGGCUGUCCUUCUUGUAAUUUUAUUCAUCUUGUGGAAGAAACAUCAAAAAGUAACCACAGAGCUUCCACAACUCGAGCACAGACUUUGAUAUUCUGGCGAAAUCAACUCAACAAAACGACAGUGGUUUAGCGUGGUCUGUACUCUUAUCGACAAAGAUAUUCGUCGACACAGUGGUCAAAAUAUUGUGUACUCAGGCAUGACGUGUAGUUGAGUGAGUUCGUGACAAAUAUUGAGCGCUGUAACGACGAAUAUCCUUGUUGAUAAGUGUACAAACUGCGAUAAACCGCUGUCGAUUUGUUUUUUGCCACAAUAUCGCCUUCAACAUUUCUGGGGCACUGCGUAAAACUUUGACCCCAGUAGCGUCGUCUGUACUCUUAUCGACAACGGCAGAUUGGCCAAUCAAAUUGCGACAUUGUGGUAAAAUCAUAAAUUGUUUCCUCUACUUUAUAACUUUUGUCAUUUAUUCAUUUUUGGUUGCUAAAGAGCCUUGCCUCGAGAUAUGAGACCUCUUGGUGUUUCUUUGCUCUAACACACGCUGCCGAAUAGCUAUUUCCAUCGCCGUCUUCGUCGGUGAUAAACGCUUUAAACUGUAAGGAUUGGAAAGUCUCUAGGGAAAGGUGUGAACUCGAAAUUAUGGUUGUUUAAUUCUCAUUUACUGAGGAGUAGUUUUGGCGACGUAAAUCAGAUGUAAUGGUAGACUAAGACUUCAGAUGGGUAAAGUAAUCAGGUGGAAACGUUGAACAGUUUUGUUUUGCCUACAUUUGUAAAUAUUUUCAUAGAGUUUUUCCUAUAAGUUAAGUAUAACUAAGCAUCGAUGAGCGAAUUGGAGCUCGCUUAGGCCCGGUUCAAACGUCGAAUUUCACAUUUUCCGAACUUAAUGCGAGAGUUAAAUGCCUGUGAAGUGCAACGUUUGAAUCAAUUAAAUUCGACUGUUUUAAAUUAAAUGCGACUUUUGCCGUAUCUGCGACUGAAACAGUCGAAGAUUCCACUUUGGUUCGACUUUUGAUUCAAACGUCGCAUCUCACAUGUGCCGAUAAUAAUCCAUGAAUUACAGGAAAUUAUUAUAAUUCAUUUAUUACCCACAACUCGCCAGGAAUUCUAUGAAUGCCAUGCGCGAAAAAGCUAAAACAGCACAAAGAAAUGGUGGGAGAUGAAGGAAUUUGUAGUUCUUGCUUUGAAAAGACAAAAUACAGUUGUUUGACGUGCGGUAAUUACUUUUGUAUGAGGUGUUCGGUUUUUUUAAAACGAAGAGGGCACUCAUGGGUGGAAGUAGGAAACUCUGUGGCAUAUUGUGGGUCGUGUUUCAAUGUAAUGAUGGAACGUGAAUCAAGUGAAAGUAUCAUGACGAAAAGCCAGGAUAAAGAAGUAAAAACAAACAGCAAAACAAGAGCAUCAGGGAAGCAAUUAAGCAAACGCUCAAUAGACGUCUUCGUCUAGCAAAUAAGUAGUGCGCCUGGGAAUAUUGACAGCGAACAGAGUUAAUGCGACAGAGUUAAAUUCGACGUUUGAAUCAAACGCCGUAUUUAACUAUUUUAGUCGACUAAAAUAGGAGUUAAGUUCGGCACAUGUGAAAUUCGACGUUUGAACUGGGCCUUAGCGAGUUUACAUUGACUACAUGAUAAAUCAUUGUUUGAAAUAAUUGAGUUGUUGAUUAUCAAGUUAUUACGCCCUCUAUUGCUUCACACUACUCCUAGAUUGUGUACCAUUAACACUAUAAAACUUCACUUCCUGCUAUAAGUGGGAAUUUUUAGAUUCGUGCACGUUUGAAAUUUGGACAUAAAAUAUGUUUUAUCUAGUAAGACAUUAACGUCAUCGUAGUUAGAAGAGGAGAAUAUUGUAGAGAAAAAAAAAACAAACAAGACAAAACAAAAACAUGUUAUUGUUUGGAUAAUGGUUUUCUUUUUAUGUUUGUUGUAAUUUGUUAGAGAAUAAAUA